Molecule: messenger RNA, 1407 nt
Organism: Aspergillus versicolor CBS 583.65
Lineage: Eukaryota; Fungi; Ascomycota; Eurotiomycetes; Eurotiales; Aspergillaceae
Product: aldehyde dehydrogenase family protein
Exons: 4
Coding region: 1-1407 (468 amino acids)
Molecular function (GO): aldehyde dehydrogenase (NAD+) activity
Source: RefSeq, a predicted model, not a curated record
AUGUCCAACCAAAUCCGAACCCUCUCGCCGUCCACAGGAGAGGUCAUCUUCGAACACCCCGGCCACUCCGUGGUCCAAGUCCGCCAGAUUGCGGCCUCUGCAAAAGAUGCCUGCCACGCUUUCAGAUCCCUCACACUUGGAGAACGCAAGUCAAUUGUCGCCAGAUUCCUGAACAUCCUGUCUGAGAACAAAAACACCCUUGCAAAUGAACUAACACAGCAAAUGGGCCGUCCAAUCUCUUACACCGCGGGCGAAGUCGACACAGCAUGCAAGCGCGGAAAUUACCUUCUCUCCAUUGCAGAUAAAAGUCUGGAAAUAAUCCCUGGAGAGCCAGAAGAAGGUUUCCGGAGAUUCGUGAAGAAAGAGCCCAUUGGGCCGGUUCUGAUAUCCACAGCAUGGAAUUAUCCCUACCUCAUCACAAUCAACGCCUUGAUCCCAGCCCUCCUGGCAGGAAACCCCGUUAUCUUGCGCCCGUCCCCUCAAACGCCACUCGUGGGUGAACGGCUGGUGUCUUAUUUCCAAGAAGCGGAGCUACCGAAAUCAUUCCUGCAGCUGAUCCACUGUGCCUCGGGCGAAGUCCUUGGCAGUAUCACCACCAUCCCGCAAAUUAAACUGGUUUGCUAUGUGGGAUCCACAGCUGGGGGGCUUCAGCUUCGGACAGCUUCCGCGGGACGAGUCUUGCCACUGAACCUGGAACUAGGGGGUAAAGAUGCGGCAUAUGUCCGUGAAGAUGCGGAUUUGAGAUAUACGGCGGCCCAGAUCGUUGACGGGGCCGUAUUUAAUUCAGGACAGAGCUGUUGUUCCAUUGAACGGGUUUAUGUUCAUGCCAGCGUGCAUGACGCCUUUGUGGAGGAGGUGCAGAGGGAACUAGCAUCCAGCAGGUAUGUUGUCGGCGACCCUACUGAUAGGGCCACCACCGUGGGGCCUGUCAUCUCGCAUCAGGCUGUCAGAAGUAUAGAGGGUCACAUCGGAGAUGCUCUUGCCAAGGGUGCGAUUGAUGUUACGCCUGACAGCCCUGGUUUAAACCCGCCCCCAAAGCUUGGCAGUUAUAUUAAGCCUAGGGUCCUGAUAAAUGUGAGACACAAUAUGCUUGUGAUGCGUGAGGAGACAUUCGGGCCGGUAAUCCCUAUUAUGAAAGUCAACAGUGACCAGGAAGCAGUCGCUUUAAUGAACGACAGUGAGUACGGCUUAACAGCAAGCGUAUGGACAAGGGAUAUCUCGCGCGGCGAGGCGUUAAUCGACCAAAUCGAAGCCGGGACUGUUUAUAUUAACCGAUGCGAUUACCCGAGUCCGGACCUCGCAUGGGUGGGCUGGAAGAAUUCAGGACUAGGAUGCUCGCUCGGACCACAGGCAUUCGAUGCGUUUUAUCAGUUGAAGAGUUUCCAUAUUCGUGAGAGUCAGCGCUAG